Messenger RNA from Jatropha curcas, 2832 nucleotides. It is a transcript of the gene SVL1, whose product is annotated as SHV3-like 1. Gene Ontology annotation, molecular function: glycerophosphodiester phosphodiesterase activity. Lineage: Eukaryota; Viridiplantae; Streptophyta; Magnoliopsida; Malpighiales; Euphorbiaceae. The record is from RefSeq and is a predicted model, not a curated record. Gene Ontology annotation, biological process: lipid metabolic process.
UAUCUCUCUGUAUACAUACAAAUCCAAUAAAGCCAGCCUGAAAAGGUUCAGUGAUUCACAUCUCUCCUUCUCUUUGAAACGUAUCAAAUCUCGCACAUUUCCCCAGUACAAUAACCUGACCGGAACACAACCGUACCGGCAGCUGCUUCCUUCCUUCCGAUAAGUGGUGGCCUGAUUCUUCGGCAGCAAUGUGUAGGCCACGCGCUUUUGCUUCACUAUUAGCUGGGUUUAUACUACUUCAUUUGUUAUCUUUUGUUUCUGCUAAGGGAUCUACUAAUCGUUGGCAAACACUUAGCGGAAAUCCACCUUUAGUUGUAGCGCGGGGAGGAUUUUCAGGAAUAUUUCCAGAUUCCAGCUCAUAUGCUUAUCAAUUGGCUUUGGCCACUAGCGUACCAGAUGUAGUGCUAUGGUGUGAUGUGCAGUUAACUAAAGAUGGAGUAGGAAUUUGUGCUCCUGAUGUCAGGCUGGAAAAUUCUACUGAUAUUUCAUUAUUUUUCAAAAAUAGGGAGAGUACUUACAUAGUUAACGGUGUCUCCACCAAAGGAUGGUUUUCAGUGGAUUUCACUUUUAGUGAAUUAAUAUCAAACAUCGGCCUUACCCAGGGAGUCUAUUCUCGAUCUAAUAUGUUUGACAGCAAUCUUUUUCCAAUUCAAACCGUUGAAAAUGUGACUGCGCUAAAACCACCGGGCACGGGCACAUGGUUGAACGUUCAGCAUGAUGCUUUCUUCACACAACACAACCUUAGCAUGAGAAAUUAUGUACUUGCUAUAUCUAGAAAAGCGGUUAUCAAUUACAUCUCAUCGCCAGAGGUUGGUUUCUUGAGAAGUAUUGCUCCACGAAUCAACCCUAAUAUAACAAAAUUGGUCUUCCGAUUUCUUGGACCCAGUGAUAUUGAGCCUUCAACAAACCAGACUUACAGUGCUUUCCUCAAGAAUUUAACAUCUAUCAAGACAUUUGCCUCUGGAAUUCUUAUCCCUAAGAAUUAUAUUUGGCCUGUCGAUGCAACUCUUUAUUUACAACCUCAUACUUCUGUUGUCUCGGAUGCACACAAGGCAGGGCUAGAAGUUUUUGCAUCUGAAUUUUACAAUGAUGUUCCAUUUAGUUUCAAUUACAGUUAUGAUCCAGUGACUGAAUAUCUAUAUUUCGUUGACAAUGGUGACUUCUCCGUUGACGGUGUGCUAUCUGACUUCCCAAUAACUGCAUCGGAAGCAUUAGAUUGCUUUUCUCAUUUAGGCAAAAAUGCUUCAACACAAGUGGAUGUUUUGGUCAUCUCAAAAAAUGGUGCAAGUGGAGAUUACCCUGGCUGUACUGACAAGGCUUACCAGGCAGCAAUUUCGGAUGGAACAGAUGUUAUUGAUUGUCCUGUUCAAAUGUCAAAGGAUGGAAUACCAUUUUGCUUAGGUUCCAUAAAUCUUAUUGAUAGUACAACAGUUGCUCAGUCCAACUAUAGCAACCUUGCACAAAUAAUUCCAGAGAUUAAAAAAGGCAGUGGAAUAUAUACCUUUAGCUUGACAUGGAAUCAGAUUCAGAAAUUGACACCGAUAAUAUCAAACCCGUAUGCAAAAUACGAAUUGCUCCGGAAUCCAAAGUUCAAAAAUGUUGGGAAUUUUUUAACUUUGUCUGAUUUCUUGGACAUGGCGAAGAAUGCAAGCUCUCUCUCUGGUGUCUUAAUCAGCAUUGAGAAUGCACCCUAUCUUAUAGAGAAGCAGCAAUUACCCGUAACUGAUGCAGUACUUGAUGCCUUGAGCAAAGCUGGUUAUGAUAAACAGGUUGCACUCGAAGUUAUGGUUCAGUCAACUAACAGUUCUGUUCUAAUGAAGUUUAAGGGAAAAAGUCGCUACAAUCUUGUUUACAAGGUUGAUGAGGAUAUUCGAGAUGCUCUUGAUUCUGCCAUUACAGACAUUAAGACGGUUGCUGAUUCUGUAGUGGUCAGCAAGAGUUCCGUCUUCCCUGACAAUGCACUUUUCCUCACUGGUAUUACAGAUGUUGUACCAAGGCUAACUAAAUCUGGGCUUCCCGUUUAUGUGGAGACCUUCAGCAAUGAGUUUGUGUCUCAAGCAUGGGACUUCUUCUCGGAUGCAACUGUGGAGAUCAACACCUUCGUUGUAGAAGCCAAUGUUAGUGGUAUUAUCACAGACUUCCCUAAAACAGCAGCUAGAUACAAGAGGAACAGAUGUUUAAAUUUGGGUAAGAACAUGCCUUCUUACAUGAGGCCAGUUGAGGCCGGUGGUCUUAUGCAACUAAUUGCCAACUUGCCACCGGCCGAGGCUCCUAACCCAGUGCUAACAGAGUCUGAUGUCAUGGAACCACCUUUGCCCUCUGUUACAGCGAGAGGUCCAUCUUCUAGCCCAGGUAGUGGAACUUCAGGUAGUGGAACUUCAGGUAGUGGAACUGCAGCAGCUCCAGCAUCACCAAAUGCACAACCUAAAAUUGCUGUAUGCUUGUUCCUGUCAAAUCUGGCUAUUCUCUUCACCAUUCUUUUGCUGCUCUGAAAUUGGAAAACAGACCAUGAUCACUCUGCUCAAGAAGAUCAUACUACAUAUUUCUGGUCUCUUUGUUUUAGGAUCAAGUAGCAUGGAGCUUUUUGCUGCAUAAUUGCUCACUGCAAAUCUUUUUCUUCCUCACCUUUUGGUUAUUUAUUGAACAGCGAUGCAUUCUUUUUGUUUUGUCGAUGUAGUAAUUAAUGUUCAUUCUUCUUCUUCCCCUUGUAUUUUGAGAGACACAGAUUCUUGAGAGGGACAUCAUGUCAAGACGGAUUCGUUACCCAUUUCAUCUUUGUAAGAUAAUUAAUAUUCUUUGGUGUGUAUCAUUCAUGUGAAGUUUAGAGAUGAA